Parnassius mnemosyne (clouded apollo) is the source of this 369-nucleotide messenger RNA. Lineage: Eukaryota; Metazoa; Arthropoda; Insecta; Lepidoptera; Papilionidae. The record is from the annotation of a GenBank genome assembly.
AUGUCAAGUUAUAAAAGAAAAUCAGAUAGAAAAUUGGUAUUUACUGAAGAAAUUUUAAAAGAUGCAAAGGAAAGAAUACGCCGUGGGCAAAGUCAAAGAUCAGUUGCAGAGUCUUUGAAUGUCCCAGAAUCGACUCUAAGAAAAAGACUAAAAGCAGGCACUGUUCCUUGCUCUUUAGGUAGAUUUUCAAAUGUAUUUACUCCUGAAUUAGACAGUAACUUGGCAGAGCACUGCCGACGCUUGGAUUUAUGUUUUUAUGGUCUGACGAAGAAGGAGCUAGGAAGAGUCGCUUAUGAUUUAGCAAAUAAAAACGGUCUUAAUCAUAGAUUUAAUAAUGAUAAAAAGGAAGCUAGCAAGAAAUGGGUUUGA